Messenger RNA from Klebsormidium nitens, 8136 nucleotides. NCBI's taxonomy places the organism in Eukaryota, Viridiplantae, Streptophyta, Klebsormidiophyceae, Klebsormidiales, Klebsormidiaceae. The record is from the annotation of a GenBank genome assembly.
AUGGCGCCGAAAAAGCCACCCGCAAAUGGCAGCCUCCCUGAGCCCAAUGCUGGUCUGUCAGCCGAUCGCGACGAUGCUGAGCGCAUCCGUCAGGCAGCGGAAGAAGCGCUGUGGGUGGAGAGUGCUGAAGAGUGGUUGGAAGAGGUCGAUGACAUGUACUCAAUGGAGGAUGAGGAGGAUGAGGAAGAGGACGAGGAUGCGGAGGCUACUGCUUCCACCCAGGAUCAGAUCACUCAGCAGAAUCGACCUGACACGCAUGAAAUGAAGUCUCUGAAGCUGGUGGCGGAGCUGGCGGAGGAGGAGCUCAAGGACCCGGAGUCCUUCCCUGUCCUGCACCCCGAAUAUGGGAUAGAAGUUCCCCAUGAAGGCGGCCUAGAGUGGAAGUGUGUGUACGGUAGAAAAGGAGCCAAGUAUGAAGGGACGCUGGAUGUAUAUCGCAGUCAGCAAGUGUUUGGCAUGAACCAGCCGGAGGGUGGCCCCCCGGACAGCGAUGCCCCCUUGCGAGUGACCAACAAGAACAGCUCCACCCUGGUAUACAACCUGGUGUAUCGCGAGUACAUCAUGGGCAGGGGUGUACAUCAAGACCUGCUGGGGGACCAGUAUGCCGGUGAGUGGUGGGGCGGCCUCCGGCAGGGCCAUGGCACUCAGACGUGGAUCAAUCGGGAGCACAUCAAGACGGUGGACGAUGAAGACAUGUACAAGACGGACGUUGAUGAUCCGUCCACUGUAGACGCUGCAGACAGCCUGGACAAGAGUGACAAGUUUUGGGACAAGAGGCACCCCUUUUACACCGGCAAGCGCAGGUUUGCCUACCUGCAUGACAAAGACGAGGAGCCGGGCUGGAUCCGCCCGGAGGAUGGGGAGCUGCGCGGCAAGCACGGCGCCUUCCCUGACAUCUACCAGUGGACAACGGCCGACAAUCUGGUGGGGACCUACUCUGGCCAGUGGUAUCGGGACACACCUGAGGGUUGCGGGGUUAUGGUCUGGAGCGAUGGAACCUCCCUUGCGGGAGAGUGGCGCCGGGGAGCUUACAUUGGGAAUUUCCCGGUGUGCACUUACCAAGAAGCAGAUUUUCACAUGCGCCUUGCCCAGCUCGCUGCUCAGAAAGCGAAAAUGUUUCAGUACAAGCCCCAAGACAUGACCGUCGUCCAUGAGAAGCCACAUCUGUGGCAGCACCCAUACUUCUAUGACGAUGGCGACCAGUGGCGCGCACCAGGGCCCAUACACAAGUUCUACGAGGUCCCUCCUGAGUACCGCGCGCGCGUGGAGCGCAUGGACGCUGAGCGCGAGGCUUGGCUGGACGGGUGGAAGAACGCGGGGAAGGAGCACCCUGACUGGCACCAGCAGUGGACGGCGAUUGAGGCGGUGGAGCAGCAGCAGCUGGUGCAGGUUAACUUCGGAGAGCCGUCCCCGCUCAUGGAGCUCGCAGAGCAGGCCGACAAGACGGACACCGAUGACGUGCACGAGCAGCUCAGGCUGUCGGCUGCCGCCCGUGGCGCCAUUAUCCCCAGUGUGCGGGAGCUGCGGGAGUUGGCAUCCGGCCGCCAGCUGGGGCCUGGGCAGCUGCUGACGCUGCUGGCGCAGGGCAAGGCCCCGCCGCUGCAGAUGGAGGACAUUGAGGCGACCGUCCAGUUCGUGGACAAGUAUGGGGACGAAGGCCUCAUUGGGGUUGAUGAUCAGAUCGAGGACGGGCGCACACAACCCAUGACCGUGGAACGGGCCAGGGAGCUGCUGUUGGAAGCGAUCCCAGAAACGCUCCUCCGAGAAAGCCGGCAGAGGUUCGAGGCAGGCAAGACCCUGGAGCCCCCUCCAGUGAACCUGCUACGUUUGGAGACUCAGCCGAUGCGCGCCGCUCCGGACAAGGACAGCCCAGAGUACGCACAGAAGGUGAAGGAGCGGGUGCUGCGGCGCGCGGAGGAGGCUCUGCAGGAGCUGAACGACCAGCUGCAGGCCGCGCUGCGCCUGAAGCGCCUGCCGGGGCUGCCCCUCACGCUGGACGAUGCGCAGCGCGACUACCUGCGCAAGGUCAAGGACGAGUACCAGCUGCGCCUCAACACCAUCCGGGAGCGCCGGCUGCGAGCAGUGGCGGUGGAGGAGGUCCCGGCCAACGAGGGCAACAUGGGCGGCCUGGACCUAAGCGACGUGGAGCGCAAGGCCCGCCUGGAGCGCCUGCAGAUGGGCCGGGAAAGGGCACUCCUGCCGGGGGAGGAGGAAGUCGUCGGCGGGGAGGAGCCCAAGGGGUGGCAGGAGAAGGCGGACCGCGCGACGAUUCAAACGAUGGCGGACAGGGAAGACGAGCCGGAGAGCGCCCUGGUCCUGCGUGGGAUGCUUCCAGACGAGCUGAGAAGGACGCAGAAGCACGCGCAGCGCUUCUACAAUCUGGAGCUGGAGGCCACGGAGAAGCUGCUCGAGUUCAGCCGGCUGCUCGAGAACUACUCGCGCGUUCCCAACGACGCGCCUCUCGAGAAUCCCUCCUCCGCUCGGCCCCCGCUUCUUCCCGCCCACCCUCCUGGCCACAUCUCCAACCCUCUGCCACCAGUGAACACCCCCGCAGAAGCAGCGGAGGCAGUCAUGAGCGCGGCCUCCAAAGCCGGUCAUGCGCCCCUCCGCGGGGCCAGCAAGUUCCUCGGCAUCCUGCCGUUCGGUAACUGGUUGCGCCCCGCUUCCUCCCCGACCCCGGUUGAAGCCUAUGCUGAAUACCUGGAAGAGCUGCCCGUGCGCAGCAAGCUGGAAUGGACGGCGGAUGCGGCGCCGCGUGUGGCAGUCGGGCCUGGCGGGGAAGUGAUUGAGGCGGAGGGUAACUUGGAGUACCAGGACUCGCUAGAGCGGCUGCGUGCGGAACGGGCGCAGCUGGCGGAGGACAUCCGGCGCGAGCAGGACGAGCUGAUGGUGGAAGAGGCGAGCACGUACGUGGCCAAUGUGGUGGACCUGGCGCGGCGCGAGGCGGCCGAGCUGCAGGCGACGAAGCUGGACAGCCGCUUCUGGGGCGACCAGGCAGAGGAGGACAAGAAGCGCCCCAUCCACGAGUGGGAGCCCAGGCCGAUUGGCAAGACGGAGGAGGAGCUGGCUGAGGAGUCCCGCUCCAUUCGUGACGAAAUCCAGCGCCGGUUGGAGGCGGCACGGAAUGCGGAGGAAGAUGCCGAGUUUGAUGCGACAUUCACGCACGAGGAGAACCAGGAGCGGCUAGAGCUGCGCGAGGCGCUGGAGCGCAAGAAGGCUGCGCUGGACCCCGAGGCGCGGCUGGACAAGCUGCUGGCGGAGUCCACGUACAGCCAGCCGGGGGCGCUCGUGGAGCUGGAGCUGGCCAUGGAAGAGGCCCACGUGGGACCCGUGCUGCCCGUGCCCGCGGCGCCGGGCGCCGAAGACUACAGCGAGCGGGUGAAGGAGACGUUCCGCGAGCUGCAGGACGUCGAGCUGGACAGGGCGCGUGACGCUGCGCAGAGAACCAAGGGACGGCUCACAGCGGAGGAGGGCGAGGAGGACGACGAAGACGACGAGGCAGCACUGGCGGCGGACGCGCGCGCACAGAUCGAAGGCCCGGAGGGGGAGGAAGAUAGUGUGAAGCGGCUGGAGCGGCUGGAGAAGAAGAUCAUGGACCUCAAGUGGGAGCGCGUUGUGAAGGAGGACAGGGAGGCUAGCAAGGCCUUCCAGCUGCUCGGAGUGACCUACGAACCGCUGGUGCUGGCCCACAAGCGCCUCAUCUCGGGCCUGCGCAACCGUGAGCUGGCCCUGGACGCACGCCUUGAGGCCGCCCUCGCUGACUUCUUCGCCCAGUGGGAGGAGCAGUACGGCCCGGGCGAGCCCGAGCAGGCGCGCAUCUUUGACACGUGGCUGGCCAAGUGGGUGGCUGCCGAGCAGCGCCUGGACGUGGAGCCCCAAGAGCAGCUGGCAGCACGUGCCCAGCAACCGCAGCCGGUGCGCGUGGACGAGCUGCUGCUGCAGGACCAGGCGACUCCCCCGGUGCUCAAGGGCUUCCUGGCCAAGCUGGCCGAUCUGGAGAAGCAGCGUGACGCCGAGGCUGAGAAAGAGCAGAAGGCCUGGGAGGGAGGCCGCUUCCUGGCCCUGCCGGCCCCUGGCGAGGCGCCCCCCACGCCGCCGCGGCAGGAGGUGCCUCCGUUGGAGCUGCACGACGGGCUGGAUGCGGUCGACAUUGCACAGAGGCGCGCGCGAGAGCUGCUGGCCGAGCUCCAAAUCGAGCGCGUGGAGGCGGAGGUCACCCGCCAACUGCGGGCCCAAAUUGCGGCACCAGAUGGCGGCUGGGACCUAAAUAAGGCCGCAAAAGCACUGCGCACGCUGGGAAGCGAACGGCGCAGGAAGCGCGCAGAGGAGUGGGAUGCGGCCCUGCGCGACGCAUUUGAGAACGGGAACCUGGACAAGUACCCCCUGCUGGUGCACCUCGAGCGUGCUGCGCAGGAGGAGCUGGGCCUGCAGGGCGAGCUGCCGCGCGGCCACAUCCUGUGGGCGCCGCUGCUGCGGCCCCCGGCGCCCUUCCCGGCCGCGGGCCUGGAGGGCAGCCCCACUCUGCCCUUGCCCUUCCGCAUUGGAAAGGAGAACCUGCUGGCGCGCCUGCGCAGCGACCCCGAGUCCCCACUCUACGACGGGUCCGCGCCUACCGACCCCAUCUUCCAGGAAGGAGCUGUGGCAUGGGAUCUGGCAGCGGAUGCGUACAGCGGGGUAUAUCGUCCGGACUCGAUUAUUCAGCCAAAGGACAGCAGGGCAGGAAGCGGCAGCACAGAGUGGGAGGCCGCCGAGCAGAAAGGAGUCAAGUGGUUGAGCGAGCUGCAGACACGCAUCCUGGACUCCGAGGCGCCAGGGUGGAGAGAGAAAGCGGCGCAGGCGGCCCAGAUUGCGGCUCCGUUUUCCGCAACCACGGCGGAGGCGGGGCUGGAGGCGCUGGCGGAGCACCCGCUGUUCGACCUUCAGGUGAAGCCGGCGGACUUCAAGGAGCAGCUCGCCGCCCGCCUGGUGGUGGCCCAGAUGACGGGCCGCGUAUUCAACAUGCUAAACAUGGAGCUGGCGCCCGGUACCGACCAGGCUGAGUACGUGUUCGCCCCCAAGACCCGCGCGCCCGAUGGUGACACCGACGCUGGGGAAGAUGCGACCAUCUGGGACGACCCCGACCAGCCCGAGUGGACGCCCGAGCUGUCCAUUUACGAGCGCAGCGAUGCGGUGCGGGGCCUGGUGGCAGGCCAGGUGAAGCAGCUGGCCCGCUCGGUGCCCGCGCCAUCGGAGCUACCCCCCCCGGGGUCGUCAGUUAACUUCGACUCUGCGGUGGAGCAGCGCAAGCAGCAGGUGCUGAAGAACCUGGUCAAGAACCAUCACCCGCGCAGCUACGAAAAGCUGCCCCGACAGCUCAAGGACGCCCCCGAAAGUUGGCUGCCUGGCGAGAACGAGUUCACAGCCAACGAGGCGGAGGUAAACCGCUUCAUUGACAGCGUGCGGGAGCCCAAAGACCUGGAGACGACCAUUGCGAGUUUGCGUAAAGUGGUGGCCGCCCAAGACGAGUUCUCCCAAAUCGUGGAGCGCGGCAACUCCCUGAUGACGUCUGCGGAGCACCAAUUUGUGAAGGAGUUCUUGGUGCCCAAGACGGCGGAGCUGCACCGGUUGGAGAACAAGCUGUGGAAGGAGGGCCUGCUGCUGGCGAAGGAGCAGCCGGAGCUGAUGGCGUUCUGGAAGGCGGAGUGGAACGCACGCGAGGCGCUGCAGCGCGGGGUGGCCGCGCUGAUGGACCAGCCCGAGGCCAAGCGGACGCAGAAGCAGCACGACGAGACGGAGGCCGCGCUGAAGGACUGGUACGGCCGUGCCAACGAGACGCUCGAAGAGGCCGCCGAGAGGAAGGCCGACGACAGAGCCACUCUAGAAAGCCGGCUGUCGGCUGAUGAGUUCCUGGCGCCGGAGGUGGAUUACAACGGGCGGCCCGUGCUGACGGGUGCGCCGGAGGAGGUGGGGGCCAACCCCGAGGAGGAGUGGGAGCUGGCGUACGAGGAGAUGGAGCAAGACGACGCGAACGCCUCCUUCUACAACAGGCGCGACGAGCUCGACGAAGAGUUCUUCGAGGACGGCCUACGCAAGGCACGCGAUGCGAUCCGCAAGCUGGGCGGCACUGCGGCUUUCUCCGAGGACCUGGCCAACUUCACGCGCACGCUGUUCAAGGACGACCUGGAGCUCGCCAAGGAGCUGCUGGGGCCCGAAGACGAGCGCACCGACGGGGACGAUGACGGCGACGAGGAGUACGAGGAGGUAGAGGUGGAGGUGGAGGUGGACGACGACGAGGAGGAGGCCUACCCGCAGGAAGAAGGUGACUUUUGGGAGGCCGUCAAAAGGCAGCUGCACGCGACUUCACCAGCAGACCUGGACAAGAGAGUGGCGGAACAGAAGACCCGCGCGUUGAGCCUCAAGGACGUGUUGCCAGAUGCGCUCGAGUCCAAGAUCACAGCGCAAGUGGAAGCAGAGCGGCCUGCCUCAAAGGACAAGGCGGUGCUGUGGAACAUGACGGAGGACGACGAGACGAAGCUGGACGUGUUUGCAGUGGCCCCCGACGGCAAAUUCUCCAAGUUCGACUCGCAGAACCGCGCGUUCCUGCCGUACGCCGACCUGGACGCGCUCGUCGUCAACCCCGCAACGGCGAAGCCGCGGCCAGGGUCCCCUGAGGAGGAGGCUGUCCUGGCCGCCGAGCAGGAGGCCAAGAGGGCCGCCGCCGAGGAGCGCCGCAACCGCGGGCUGGACGACGUCAUCCCGGCCGAAAGGCUGGAGGUGGACCAGUACGGCUACGCGGUGGUCAAGUCGGGCGUGGAGGAGGAGGAGGAAGACGAGCGCACGACGGGCCAGGAGUGGCGCCGCCAGCCGUGGUACAGCGACGAGCCCUUCUUCGACUUCCUGGAGAUCCCCAAGGCCGCGCCCGAGCUGACGCUGGACCACGAAAAGGAGUUCCUGCUUCAGGGCGUGUGGGCCGCCGCAGCCAAGACGCCCUGGAUUGGCGACGAGGGCGAAAUCACCGACCCCGAGACCAAGAAGGAGCGGGUGGACGCUGCAGUGGCCGCUGCAAAGGAGGCGGGCGUGCGGCGCAGCCAAUGGGCGUCGGCGUCCAACCCGGACGACGCCAAGAUCGAGUACAUGCUGGCGGACGACGUGGACGAGGUGGAGCGGGACGUGCUGCAGUGGGUCACUGUCACGGGGGCCGAGGGGAAGCCCUUCCUCAUCUCCCGCAACGCCGAGGGCGCGCUCGUCGCCAAGGGCAUGCCCGCCCCCGAAACCGAGGAGGAGCGCGAGGAGCGGCUGAAGCGCGAGGCAGCAGAUUUGGUGCGCAAGGCGCAGGACGAGGCCGCCGACGACGAGUGGGCGCGCCUGCUGAAGACGGAGGAGGAGGUGGCCGACGCCGAGUAUCCCCCCGACGGCAACUUUUGCGAGUCGUCGGUCGGCAACGACGAUGACGUGGACCCGGACGCGGAGGUGGAGGUGGAGGACGACGAGGAGGAGGAGGAGGACUUCAUCGCGGACGAGGAGCCCCUCGCCGACGAUGACGACGACGACGCGGGCGGCGAGGCCGAGGAGGAGGACGAGCUGGACGCGGAGGACGCAGCGGAGCUGCAGGAGGUCAUCCGCAAGAUCAACGCCGGCGAGUUCGUGCCGCCCCGCAUGCCCGACUUCCUGCGCAACCUCCUGCGCAGGAAGCCUGCCAAGCGGCCGCCGCCGCCCACGCAGGAGCCCGGCCCAGGACCAACUGCGUCGCUCACCCUGGGCGCCCUGCGGGUGCUGCCUAACUACACGGACGCCGUCCGCUGGGUAUCAAAGAUGUCGGCCGAGAUGCAACACAGACCGCCUCGCGCUGCCAAGAAACUUCCCAAGCAUCCCAAGGGAAGCAAACGGUCGAAAACCGCGUCGAAGGGAAAGCGUGCAUGCCCCGUUGACAGGGGCUGCUUCUCGUUAGCAUUGCCACUCGGGAAGUGGACAAUCCCGGAAGGAAUCUAAGAGCUAAGCUUGCUGACCAAUUGGUCAGAGGUUUGAGUUGUCGAAUGAUCAGCAAGAAGGGGUUACGAGGAGUUUUAUGCAUGAGACACCCCUUCUUCAACAAGCAAUUUUGCCGACAGCUAGUUUCAUAGGUAGCUAGUCAAGCAUACCAUUCGACACGCAGAGACA